Molecule: messenger RNA, 2028 nt
Organism: Aspergillus saccharolyticus JOP 1030-1
Lineage: Eukaryota; Fungi; Ascomycota; Eurotiomycetes; Eurotiales; Aspergillaceae
Product: MIP/aquaporin family protein
Exons: 3
Coding region: 88-2028 (646 amino acids)
Biological process (GO): water transport; glycerol transmembrane transport
Cellular component (GO): plasma membrane
Molecular function (GO): glycerol channel activity; water channel activity
Source: RefSeq, a predicted model, not a curated record
UCUACACUUCCCUGACAACAACACCCUUCCCCCCCCAUACAACCCAUACAACCAUCAAUCCGAUAAACUCAGUUUUGGUCGACCGACAUGAGUGACGCAGACGCCGGACGCGACGCCGGACGCGACUCCGGACGUCCCCGGGCCAGGUCCGACGUGGAGCGUGUACGUGACGAAGCCACCGGGGCCGCCUCCCCUCCCAUCUCGCCCUUGGGCCGCGGGCGGCGCGGGACGCUGGAUUCCGACUUCAUCUCACCCACGCGCCGGGUCUCCGGACGCGACGGGGAGCUGGGCUCCGGGGUCCGGAGGCGCAGCUCGGCCGCCUCCCGACGCAGCGGACGCAGCGGGGCCAGCGAGAGGGGGAUCCCGAGUCUCGCGCCGCGGACGACCCUCGCGCAACGCACGCAGGGCAAGUUCACGGUGGGCGGGCCGGACGACACGCCGCAACUGCGGCUGGCGCACGAGCCGUUUGUGCAGCCGGGAUACGGGGAUCUCAACCCGGCGUACGAGCAGCCGGUCAACGCGCGUCCGGUCUGGGGUUUAGCGAAACCGCUGCCGCGCGUGGUGCGGUCGGGGAUGGUGCCCACCAAAGACGAGCUGCUGGAGGCCCGCCAGACCGCGCAGCGCCCCGCCGAGAACUCCCAGCGCUAUGGGCUGGACGUCGACCCAAAUGACCUCGAGCAGGGCCAGAUCGAGAAAACCGCGGACCCCCGUCUCAUGGCCGCCCAAGUCGAAGACGCCCGUCGCCAGCGCGAGGCCAACUUCAUGAACAAAUUGCUGUCCGGCGACACCGCCUCCAUGCGCGGCUCCCGGCUGUCGCGCAGCUCCUCCGUCAGGCGGCGCCGCUCCUCGGCCGUCGGGUGGGAGGAGCCGCUGUCGACGGUGGCGGAAGGGGAGACGCCCGCUCCGAGGACGGGGCCCGGGGCGACAAUCCACCGCCCGAGCAGUGAUCAUCGGCCCAGCGACGUGCCGCUGCAGCCCGUACCGGAGGAGCCGGAAUGGCACGGGGACGACGAGACGGCCGGGGAAUCGCCGGAACUGGGGCAGCAGGCGGAGGAGGAGCUGAAGGAGGGACUGGACGAGCUGGAGGCGCUGGAGGAUCCGGCGCUGCCGGAGGAUCUGCAUCCGCUGGUGCAGGAGCUGGUGGAGGAGGAGGUGCACAACAACCACACGACCUGGUCGGUGAUCCGGACGCACCACCGCGAGGCGCUCGCGGAGGCGCUCGGGGUGUUUGUGCAGCUGUUCGUCGGGUUCUGCGCCGACUUGGCCGUGACGUGCGCGGACACGGGCAAUCCCAACACGACCGACUGGGCCUGGGGGUUCGCGACGAUGAUGGCGAUUUAUGUGUCGGGUGGCAUCUCGGGUGCGCACUUCAACCCGGCCAUCACCAUCAUGUUGUGGUUCUAUCGGGGUUUUCCCAAGCGGUUGAUGCCCGAGUACUUCGCGGCGCAGUUCCUGGCCGCCUUCAUCGCGGCGCUAUGCGCGUACGGGCUGUACUACGAGUCGAUCCACGAGUACCUGGCGACCAACGCCGCCUCCGGGGUGGUCAACAGCUUCGUGACGAACCAGCGGUACAGCUGGAUCGGCGGAGCGACCGCUUUCUUCAACGAGUUCCUGGGGACGAUGAUCCUGACGAUUGUGGUGCUGGCGCUGGGCGACGACCAAAACGCGCCCCCGGGGGCCGGAAUGAACUCGCUGAUUGUCGGGUUGAUGAUCAUGAACCUGAGUGUCGCCUUUGCCUACCAGACGGGGGCCGCCUUCAACCCCAGUCGCGACUUUGGUCCCCGGCUGGCCCUGUUGGCGCUGGGGUAUGGCAGUGAUCUGUUCACGAAUGCCUACUGGUUCUACGGGCCGUGGGUGGGCGCGAUUGGCGGGGCGAUGAUGGGGGCCUUCCUGUAUGACUUCUUCAUCUUCACCGGCGGCGAGUCGCCGGUCAACUACCCGUGGGAGCGGACGCAGCGGGCGAUGCGCAAGAGUAAGAUGAAGUGGAAGCGGCGGUUGCAUCUGGGCCCGGAGGGAGAGAAGAACUAA